CAUCUUCUUCUCCGAUCCUUCAUCUCUCUUCUUCUUCAUUUUCUCUCUCUAUACAUACAUAUAUUAUAUAUAUAUAUAUAUAAACGUAUUGAGAGACCACCAGUAAUGGGGGCGUACAGAUCGGACGACGACUACGAUUAUUUGUUCAAGGUGGUGUUGAUCGGCGAUUCCGGCGUCGGGAAAUCUAAUCUUCUAUCCAGAUUUACACGUAGCGAGUUCAGUUUGGAGUCAAAGUCAACGAUCGGCGUUGAAUUCGCUACUCGUAGCAUUCGUGUUGAUGAUAAGGUUGUCAAGGCUCAGAUUUGGGAUACUGCCGGUCAGGAACGAUAUCGCGCAAUCACGAGUGCCUACUAUCGAGGAGCUGUUGGAGCAUUGCUUGUCUAUGAUGUCACCCGUCAUGUAACUUUUGAGAAUGUAGAGAGAUGGUUAAAAGAGCUCCGAGAUCACACUGACUCUAGCAUUGUCAUAAUGCUGGUGGGUAACAAGGCAGAUUUGCGUCAUCUGCGUGCUGUUUCUACUGAGGAUGCCCAGGCAUUUGCAGAGAAGGAAAGUACAUUUUUCAUGGAAACAUCCGCUUUGGAGUCCAUGAACGUUGAAAGUGCCUUCACAGAAGUGCUCACUCAAAUACACCGCGUUGUUAGCAGGAAAGCUCUUGAAGUAGGAGAUGACCCGGCAGCAGUUCCCAAGGGGCAGACGAUAAAUGUUGGAGGCAAGGAUGAUGUUUCUGAAGUAAAGAAAGCUGGGUGCUGUUCUGCUUAGAACAAAGAGUAAUCUACACCGCGGAAGAGAUUCUUUUUGUUUUGAGCUGAAUUUCACAUGACAUUUGUACGUCAACCUCUAACCACAUGAAUUGCUUAGCACUAAUAGCUUUAUUCACUGGAUAACUAGACAUUGUUGAAUUGAGUGCACCCCCAAGAUUGAAUAGUAUCCAAAUUAGCUUUAUUCAUAUCAUUCUUUAUCCUUGUUUCUCUAUUUUGCUUCCAUUGGUCAAUGAUUUAUUGUAUUAGCUGCUGCUUAUGGACCUCCAAAAUAGGGUAUAUUUGUUUCAAAAAGAUUCUGAAUCGUGCUACGUGUAUGAAACUAUUAACACA
This is a messenger RNA of Solanum lycopersicum (tomato), 1091 nucleotides long. Its product is annotated as ras-related protein RABA1f. Gene Ontology annotation, cellular component: endosome. Gene Ontology annotation, molecular function: GTP binding; GTPase activity. Lineage: Eukaryota; Viridiplantae; Streptophyta; Magnoliopsida; Solanales; Solanaceae. The record is from RefSeq and is a predicted model, not a curated record. Gene Ontology annotation, biological process: vesicle-mediated transport.